Molecule: messenger RNA, 5133 nt
Organism: Penaeus indicus
Lineage: Eukaryota; Metazoa; Arthropoda; Malacostraca; Decapoda; Penaeidae
Product: mucin-17-like
Exons: 24
Biological process (GO): proteolysis
Molecular function (GO): serine-type endopeptidase activity
Source: RefSeq, a predicted model, not a curated record
CCAGGAGCCGCUGUCCCGGCGGCAUUACCUACAAAACCUGCGGGUCGUCGUCGUAGCCGUGCUCCUCGUCAUUUUUAGUUGAGUCCCCGAGAGAGAUUACCACAGCCCGGCAGGCUCGGAAGUCAACGCUCGAAGAUGCGGCUGUUUCUACUGCUGCUGCUGGUAGCUCUAGCAGUGGGUGCUUAUCAAAAGGUUGACCAAAAUGAGAGGCUGGACCAAGGCGCCCCAGACUUGACUGCCGAAGACAUAGCUCUUGACAGGCACGAGAGGGAAGUCAAAACGGACAAACGAAACGUGGAGAAAGAGCAGGCAAACAAUAAGCCAAGGUUAACGGUGAAGGGAGCUAAAUACGCGAAGAACGGAAUCGGUGACAAGAAAAGCGAAAGAGGAGAGAAAGAGAGAACUCCAAAGCAAGGGAAAAAGAUGAACAAGAUAAAGAAAAUGCAAGAGAAAGAGCGAGAAGAAUCUGAGCCGAGGGGAGGGGGGAAAAGGACACAAAGGCAAAAUUCAAAUGCCAACAAACGGACACAACAGAGGAAAUUCAACAGGCAGAAAGGACAGAAAAAGCAUAGUAAAGAGGACAAGGAGAGCGAGGAGGUUAAAAAGCCCUCGAGAAAUAAGAAUACGAAGAAAUACGAGAAGAAAAAUAAUGAUAAGAGAGACAAGGAUGAUGGAGAUAAGAAAGAGGUAAAAAGAGGCAACGGAGCAAAGAACGAUAAAGUUGAGGAUAAUGGCAAGAGAAAUAGGAAAUCCAAGAAAGACCAAAACAUGAAAUAUAGUAAAGGCGAGAAGCGAAGGGGAGAUCAAAACAAGGAUAGGAAAAAUAUGAACAAGGAUGAGAAAAAUCAAAACAAGGAUAGAAAAAGUCAAAAGAAGGAUAAGAAAAAUAUGAACAAGGAUGAGAAAAAUCAAAACAAGGAUAGAAAGAGUCAAAAGAAGGAUAAGAAAAAUAUGAACAAAGAUGAGAAAAAACAAAACAAGGAUGAUAAAAAUGAAAACAAGGACAGAAAAAAUCAAAACAAGGAUAGAAAAAAUAUGAGCAAGGAUAGGAGAAAUCAAAACAAACUAAAGAAAGUAAGCGAAGAGAUUCGAGGAAAGGACGCCAAAGAGGAAAAGAAACCUGAAAAGAAUGUCAUUAAGAACCGAAACCUUAAUGAAAAGAAUCCUGGGAAGUCCCCCCGACAACCAAGUGUUUCGCAGAAAAUGGAACUCGGCUUAAGGAACACGGGGAAUAUUGACAUGCAAGAAGUAUGCGAUGGGAAAAUCGUCCUAGGAUACGGGGAAUCUAUUGUUAUCUUCACCGACAAUAACCGCCAGCAGGAGAAAUGCAAAAACAAGAUUAAAACUCCUAAAGGCACCGAGAUUGGUUUCUUCUGCCCAUCCUUUAACCUGAACAGCAAAGGGUGUAAGAGGGAGCGCCUGAAGUUCCGUGGCAAAGUCAACGGCAAGAAGCAAACUAAAAAGUACUGCAAACAAGAUGCCCCAGAUGACGUCAUCGUCUCCACUAAUAAAUUGACCAUGGAAUUCAGACGAAAGGAAUUUAAGUCAAAUGAGUUCUCUGGCGGAUUCUUAUGUGAAAUCUACACUGUAGGAGAUGCUCCAACAACAGUUGCUCCACCGACUUCAGCUCCUCCGUCACCAACUACAGCUCCACCUCCUUCAUCAACUGCAGCUCCACCUCCAUCACCAACUACAGCUCCUCCAUCACCAACUACAGCUCCUCCAUCACCAACUACAGCUCCUCCAUCACCAACUACAGCUCCUCCAUCACCAACUACAGCUCCUCCAGGAACGACCACUUGCGGUAUCACCAGAGCAUACUGUGCUGGUUGCGGGGUAGCACCCAUUUCCGUCGGGAGCACGAGGAUUGUCAACGGAACGGAGGCAUCAGCGGGCGAGUACCCUUACCAGGUGGCGGUGAUACCCACCAUCGCCAGCAGUCAGUAUCAGUGUGGGGGGUCGAUCAUUAAGGAGAGGUGGAUUCUUACUGCUGCCCAUUGCUUCUACGACAAUAGCAACAACAAGGCGACAAGUGUCGACAUUGUUUACGGUACCAUCAAUAUCAACGGCGGCACAACCGUGACGGCUUCGAGGUUCAUCGACCAUCCAAGUUACGACAGGAUUACUCAGGCCAACGACAUCGCGCUGGUGGAACUGCCGCAACCCCUGAGUUAUGCGACCGACCCCAGUAUCCAACCGAUCUGCAUGGGACUAGAAGAGGACAUACCGUACGGAGGCAAGGCGGUGGCAUCGGGAUGGGGAGCACUGUCGUUUGUUCUCGCCGAAAGCAACAAGGCGACAAGUGUCGACAUUGUUUACGGUACCAUCAAUAUCAACGGCGGCACAACCGUGACGGCUUCGAGGUUCAUCGACCAUCCAAGUUACGACAGGAUUACUCAGGCCAACGACAUCGCGCUGGUGGAACUGCCGCAACCCCUGAGUUAUGCGACCGACCCCAGUAUCCAACCGAUCUGCAUGGGACUAGAAGAGGACAUACCGUACGGAGGCAAGGCGGUGGCAUCGGGAUGGGGAGCACUGUCGUUUGGUGGGUCAUCACCUAGCGUUCUGAGGGAAGUAGAGUUAGAUAUCAUCACAAUAAACGAGUGCCAGCAGAAGGCUUCUUUACCACCAGACACAAACUCAGUUGUAUGUGCUCUGACUCUCUAUAAGGAUACCUGUCAGGGUGACAGCGGUGGUCCUCUUGUUGCGAAACUUUGCGACGGCACCUGGGCUCAAAUUGGAAUUGUCAGCUAUGGUUUCCAGUGUGCCGUCCCAGACAACCCUGGUGUGUACACCCGUGUGUCUGCUUUCGCUAACUGGAUCUCAGAGAACACUGGAGGCAGCAGCUGUAGUUCUACCCUGACACUUAGCGCAGAGCUUGAUAACCGUGCAAAAGAGAGGGAAGCAGUGAACGAAGCGAAAAAUGAAGUAGUUAGAAUUGGACAAGAACUAGAUGGACUUGAAACUACGCUGAACGCUGCCAGUGGAAGACGCCGUAGACGUAGAAAUCUCAGUCUGCUGCAGGAAUUGCAAACUGCACUAACUAACUCGGACAUCAUUAUGUUAAGCAGGGACGUCCAGAGAAUUAACUCCCUAUCAAAAGAACUGACAACUCUCAGAAACAGACUUGUUAUAUUCACUGCAGAAGUUGCUGCAAAUGCAUCGGGACUCGAUGUAACAGCGUUGUUGGGCAGUGUUGUAAGUGCUAAGCAAACGGCUCAAAAUGUUACUGAGGUGGCUCGGCAAGAACUAGCAGUUCUUGAGGAUGAAAUUAACAUUAUUGUUGUGGAAUUUCAAAACAGCGGUAGCACCGUCCCACCUUUGCCAUCUCUCGAGCCUGAACCUACUAUCAAGCCAACUGCAUCUCCCACAACUCCACCUGCUACAAACCCACCUUUAACAACGCCACCUACUACAGCUCCACCAUUGACAACUCCACCUCCAACAAAUCCACCUCCGACAACUCCACCUCCAACAAAUCCACCUCCGACAACUCCACCUCCAACAACUCCACCUCCAACAACUCCACCUCCAACAACUCCACCUCCAACAACUCCACCUCCAACAACUCCACCUCCAACAACUCCACUUCCAACAACUCCACCUCCAACGACUCCAACAACUCCACUUCCAACAACUACGGCAUGUUCCGUAACAAGAAAAUAUUGCGAGGACUGCGGCGUGGCAACUGUCAGCGUUGCCGACUCGAGGAUCGUUGGCGGCGCUGACGCAUCGUCCGGGGAAUUCCCUUGGCAAGUCGGACUCGCGACCGAAUUUCCGAGUGAGUCAAGUGGGUGUGGGGGAUCUCUUAUCAAGAGCAAUUGGGUCCUGUCGGCUGCCCACUGCUUCUUUGAUGACAAUGGAGUUGCGGCGACCUCGGUGGUGGUUCAGUACGGAUCAACAAAUCUUGCAACUGCAACAGAAGUCACAGCAGUCAGAUACAUUACACAUGAGAAUUACAAUGCUUCGUCUUACCUGCAUGACAUCGCUCUGGUUGAGCUUCCCCAAGCUCUCGACUACGCGAAUAACCCCAACGUUCAACCAAUAUGCCUGGGAGAGGAGGAGGACUUUAACUUCGGAGGCAAAGUGGUAGCGACAGGAUGGGGCGCACUCAGUUAUGACACAAAGGAAAGCCCAGACAUCCUUCAGGAGGUGAUGCUGGACCUGAUCACGACAGAGCAGUGUAAGACGAUGGAGGACCUUCCUUCGGACACCUCCGUUAUCUGUGCCCUCACUCCUAACAAGGACACGUGUUCGGGUGACAGCGGCGGCCCCCUCGUCACCCAGCUGUGCGACGGCCGGUGGGCGCAGCUGGGGAUAGUCAGCUAUGGUUUCGAGUGCGCCCGACCCUCGAAACCCGGAGUGUACACCAAAGUGUCUGCUUAUUUCGACUGGAUCGAGACCAACUCGGGUGAUGCUCCAACAACAGUUGCUCCACCGACUUCAGCUCCUCCGUCACCAACUACAGCUCCACCUCCUUCAUCAACUGCAGCUCCACCUCCAUCAUCAACUGUAGCUCCACCUUCAUCACCAACUACUCCACCUCCAUCACCAACAACAGCACCACCAUCUCCAACAACAGUACCACCAUCACCAACUACAGCUCCUCCAUCACCAACCACAGCUCCUCCAUCACCAACUACAUCUCCUCCAUCAACAACUACAGCUCCUCCAUCACCAACUACAGCUCCUCCAUCACCAACCACAGCUCCUCCAUCACCAACUACAGCUCCUCCAUCACCAACCACAGCUCCUCCAUCAACAACUACAGCUCCUCCAGGAACGACCACUUGCGGUAUCACCAGAGCAUACUGUACGGGUUGCGGGGUAGCACCCAUUUCCGUCGGGAGCACGAGGAUUGUCAACGGAACGGAGGCAUCAGCGGGCGAGUACCCUUACCAGGUAGCGGUGAUAUCCACCAUCGCCGGUAGUCAGUAUCGGUGUGGGGGGUCGAUCAUUAAGGAGAGGUGGAUUCUUACUGCUGCCCAUUGCUUCUACGACAAUAGCAACAACAAGGCGACAAGUGUCGACAUUGUUUACGGUACCAUCAAUAUCAACGGCGGCACAACCGUGACGGCUUCGAGGUUCAUCGACCAUCCAAGUUACGACAGGAUUACUCAGGUAAGCAUCAUG